Messenger RNA from Drosophila ananassae, 2130 nucleotides. RefSeq names its product neprilysin. The record is from RefSeq and is a predicted model, not a curated record. Gene Ontology annotation, cellular component: plasma membrane. Gene Ontology annotation, biological process: protein processing. The transcript has a single exon. Gene Ontology annotation, molecular function: metalloendopeptidase activity. NCBI's taxonomy places the organism in Eukaryota, Metazoa, Arthropoda, Insecta, Diptera, Drosophilidae. Bases 43 to 2013 code for a protein of 656 amino acids.
CGCGUGAGCCGAGGCGUACUGAUCAGUUGUCUUUCCACAAUAAUGUGGAUUAUAUAUUCUUUGCUUGUUCCAAUUGUGGCAUCAGCUUCUGUGCCGGGAGAUUCUGCCAAUCCAAAUACAAAACUCCUAGACAACAUUCGUGUUUACAUCCAUGAGGAGGCAAGUCCCUGCGAAGAUUACCAUCAAUAUGCCUGCGGCAAGUAUGCGACUAAGCACUCUGACGAUCCCUUCAUGGAAAUCACUCAGAUGCUGGACCACAAAAUGAAUCAAAAGCUCGUUCAGGUGAUGGAUGAACUCGAGCAGGGCUCUGAAGCACCCGGGUUCAACGGUUCCAGCUUGGAGGCAAAGGUUCUUCGAUUCUACCUUAACUGCCGAGAUGCUCCGGAGACGAUGCGCAAGGUCCAACGUUACCUAAGGCUGGUGCCGCCGGAUGGGGACUUGUCGUGGCCUCAGUUCAGUGCCGGUAGACCCUGGCCCAAAGAGAAGUUUAAUUGGAUGGAGACUUUGGCACGUUUACACCGCUACGGCCUCAGCAACGUACUGAUCAGCGCAGUUGUGACACAAAAAUUGGCAAAUCGCAGGGAGUUCAUUGUGGAUCUCGGCAUGCCCAUCUUUACAGGAGAGAAUGAUCACUUGAAAGGUUUUCUGGAAAGCUUCGCCACUCUUCUCAGUUUGGGGGUCCAGCGAUAUUCUAUUCUCCCUUUAAUCCGCAAGAUGAGGAAGCUAGAGAACUCGAUCCAGAAACUGACUGACGAGGAAGACGACGACGAGGAACUUCAAUUUAUGACAUUGCGACGACUUGAGAGCGUAACUGGCCUAGAAUGGAGGAAGUUCUAUGAGAUAAUAGUGGAUCAUCAGAUUCCACUCAACCGCGAAGUACAAGUGAAGAAUUUAAAAUACUUCCGGGCCCUCAAACGAGUGAUGGAUGCCGCUGACAAGGAGCUGGUGGCGAACUACAUUAUGACCCGGUUUAUCAUACACCUGACAGGUGACAGCAGGGAGGACAACGACCCCAUUGAGUGCAUGAAGGAUGUGCGCCGGAGCAUGAGUCUGGCUACGAAUUUCAUAUACCAAGAUCGCUUCCUUGCCCCCGAAACCCUUCAGCGGUACAGCAAUGAAAUGGAAACUCUAUUCGAUCAUCUUCGUCGGAGGCUCCUGAAACUUAUUGAUCAUAAUCACCUGCGCUUAACAGCGCAGCAACGUCGAUUCGUUUCCAAUAAAGCAAAGGGUAUAACUAUCAAUAUCGGAAAUGUUCCCAAGACCCCGGACCUUCGUGCAUUCGCUGACCAGUAUUACAAAGGCCUGGAGAUGCCGGCAGCCGACAAGGACUACAAUAGGGAGCACCUCAAACUUUUGGCAUAUAAAACCCGCAAGUGGGUGGAACAACUUAAUUCUGGGGCGCCCACUGUCGAUGAAUAUUUUUACACAAGUGACUCGGACACUCUCAUGAGCUCCAGUCCCUUCUACAUACUGCGGGAAAACCAAAUAAUAAUGCCCUUCGGCCUGUUGCAGGAGCCUCUGUUUGUACCCGAUAGUCACAAUGUUUUCAAAUACAGCCUAAUGGGUUUUGUCCUUGCCCAUGAACUAACACACGCCAUUGAUGGGGAAGGAAUUUUCUUCAACACUCAAGGAAACGUGGACUUAUCGGUCCUGGAGAUUGUAGAGUCUCCCCGGUUCCAGGAAGGAAUGGAGUGCAUGAAUCGCAAUAAGACAGACUACAUAAAUGAGCGUUUGGCAGACAUCACCGGACUGCAUCUGGCCUAUGGAGCCUACUUCAACAACGAAACUGGUACUCCCUUCCAGGUCAGUCCCAGGGAAUUCAAUCACAUGUCCCAGGAAAAGAUUUUCUUCCUUAAUUUGGCACAAUUUUUCUGCGGCGACGCAGACGCUUCUACUUUUCUCGAACAUGACGAGGAUAAGUUAAGAUUGGUGCAUGUUCUGAGCGGAUUCCCGCCCUUCGACAGGGCAUUUGGUUGUCGGAGAUCCAGUUCCGAUAAGUGCAGGCUCUGGUGAAAAAGGAUUAAGCCAAACGAUGGGACGCAACCUUAUGAUUUAUUUUUGUAACUACUAGAAAAAUUACAUUUGUACAUUGUUGUUAUUUUUCUGCUAUAAACUUCGAUUGCAACUGAA